Molecule: messenger RNA, 1677 nt
Organism: Fusarium oxysporum Fo47
Lineage: Eukaryota; Fungi; Ascomycota; Sordariomycetes; Hypocreales; Nectriaceae
Exons: 7
Coding region: 1-1677 (558 amino acids)
Biological process (GO): secondary metabolic process
Molecular function (GO): CoA-ligase activity
Source: RefSeq, a predicted model, not a curated record
AUGUCGUUUUCCGGGCCGCAAUUAGAACCCCUAAUCGGGAACCCCUCCAUAUGGCAAUGGAUCUUCGAGGGCGAUGAGCUCCUAUUAGGCCAAUCUACUUCAGCGGAUCCAGCACUAUCACAAACUCGCGGAUUUCAUGACAGCGCCACGGGCGAAUUCCUUUCAUUUCAUGACCUAAAGUCGAUCGCUACCAUCGUCUCUACAAUUCUUCAUCGAGAAUAUGAUGUCAGACCUGGCCAAAAGAUUGCCAUCAUUGGGCAGAAUUCCAUCUGGUAUCCUGUUGCAAUGCUAGCUGCGAGUCGGCUGGGUGCUGUAGUUACACUAUUACCCCCAGGCUCUAUGCGAGAUGAUCUGAUGUACUUCCUUGGAACGUCAAAGACGGCGCUUGUGUUUACUGACGAGGGCGCCGUUGAUGAAGUCACAGCCGCUUGCAAAGCAAUCGGAUUAUCAGCAAAGAAUAUUCUAAGAUUUGAUGGGGCCAAGGAUGAGACAAACAGCCUCCAGAACCUGCGGCAACGAGGAGAGUCAUUCUACCCUUCAUCCUACACGAAAUCCUGGGAGCCUAAAUACAACGAGGCGUCGCCAUGUGCGUUUCUUUCUUGGAGCUCUGGCACUACUGGAAAGCCUAAAGCUGUCCAGAUAUCUCACACCAACGUCAUCAGCCAACUCCGUCAGAUCAGCGCCUUCACUCCACCCAACCGACGGCGGACGGUACUGGGUGUUCUGCCCUUUUAUCAUAUCACCGGCCUGGUCCAUUUACUUCAUCUGCCCAUUGUUCUCGAGCAGCAAAUGGUUAUAAUGGCCAAGUUCGAUAUGAAGCAGAUGAUGGAGACCGUUGUAAGAUUCAAAUGUGAUGAGCUGUGGCUUGUGCCUCCUCUGUUGAUCCGAUUGUUGAAUGACAAAUCGGCUCAAGGAUACGACUUAUCAUUUGUCAAACAAUUCAACACGGGCGCAGCCCCAUUGGCCGAUCAAGUGAUCGCUCAGCUUGCGAGAAAGUUCCCGACUGUUGCUGUCCGACAAGCCUGGGGCAUGACAGAGACAACGUCCUGCUUGACGGUGACUCCGCCAAAUUUGAGCACCUGGAGCAACGCCUCAAAGGUUGGCAAGUUGGUUCCAGGUACUGAAAUACGUGUUGUAGACCCCGACACAGGAGAGGAUGUAGCAGCUGGAAAUGUUGGAGAGAUAUGGGCGAAGGGCCCUCAAGUUACGAUGGGUUACCUGGAUCGUCCUGAGGAAACUGCAGCAUCAUAUCUAGAAGGUGGCUUCUUCAAGACCGGUGACCUUGGCUCGAUCGACAACGAAGGAUUCAUUACAAUCCACGACCGGAUCAAGGAGAUGAUAAAGGUACGGGGACAUGCCGUAGCUCCAGCCGAGCUCGAGGAUCUGCUUCACGGCCAUCCCAAAGUCAAGGACGCUGCCAUAAUUGGCAUCCCUGAUGACUACUCUGGUGAGACACCCAGAGCCUUUGUAGUACUUGCAGGCGGGGUCCAUGGGGGGCCAGAAGUUGUGAAGGAGUUACAGGAGUUUGUUGCGGCGAGGAAGGCGAAGCAUAAACGCUUGAGUGGGGGUGUCGAGUUUAUGGAUCAGAUUCCAAAGAGUCCUUCUGGCAAGAUUCUGCGUCGGGUGUUGAAGGCGUCAUGGAAAGAAAAGAUGGAGUCGCAGAGAGCGAAGCUGUAA